Molecule: messenger RNA, 1083 nt
Organism: Merops nubicus (carmine bee-eater)
Lineage: Eukaryota; Metazoa; Chordata; Aves; Coraciiformes; Meropidae
Gene: RFFL
Product: ring finger and FYVE-like domain containing E3 ubiquitin protein ligase
Exons: 6
Coding region: 1-1083 (360 amino acids)
Biological process (GO): proteasome-mediated ubiquitin-dependent protein catabolic process; protein K48-linked ubiquitination; negative regulation of extrinsic apoptotic signaling pathway via death domain receptors
Cellular component (GO): plasma membrane; cytoplasm
Molecular function (GO): ubiquitin protein ligase activity
Source: RefSeq, a predicted model, not a curated record
AUGUGGGCAGGCUGCUGCAACUGGUUCUGCCUGGAUGGCUCACCCGAGGAGAUGCAGGCGCCGGCGCCGGGCGCAGCCCGAGCCUACUCCAACCCUGGGUACAGCUCCCACCCCUCUCCCAGCACCCCCGAGCAGAGCUGCGCCGCCUGCGGGGUGCCCCUCCACAGCUCCGUGGGCAAGAACGUCUGCUUGGACUGUAAGAAGAACUUCUGCACGUCCUGCUCGAGCCAGCCUGAGGCUGGUCCCCCCCUGUGCCACCUCUGCCAGCGCUUCCGAGCCACGGCCUUCCAGAGGGAGGAGCUGAUAAAGAUGAAGGUGAAGGAUCUGAGGGACUAUCUGGCACUCCACGAGGUCUCCACAGAGCUGUGUCGUGAAAAGGAGGACCUGGUGUUUCUGAUAAUUGGCCAGCAGCCUGUCAUUACCCAGGAAGAUCAGAUAAGAACAAACCCAUUUAAUACGAGUGCCUCUGGACAGCAAGACUUUGUAAUUCUCCCACCGACCAGCACAGCAUCUUCUACCUCACUUGAUGAGUCUCCAGUGUCUGCAGAUCCCAUCUUGAGCUCACUAGCUCAGGAACAUGAACAGGCAAAUGGUUACGUGCCUCCAAGCCCAGCUGCUGUGACAGGAGGUGAGAAUGCAGCAGAAGCACCAGUGGAGGAGGAGACCCAGUCCACGGACUCGGAGGAUAACCUGGUGCAGGGGAGGAAGGCUUCUCUCUCUGACCUGAGGAGCGUCGGGGACAUCAGCGCGCUCUCCGUGCGGCAGCUGAAGGAGAUUCUCGCUCGCAACUUCGUCAACUACAAAGGCUGCUGUGAGAAGUGGGAGCUGCUGGAGAGGGUGACUCGUCUUUACAAGGAGAAGGACCUUCAACAUCUAGUUUCUGACACUGAUGAUCAAACUGGGGCUGCUGGGUUCCCUGGCACCGAGGACAACCUCUGCAAGAUCUGCAUGGACGCCCCCAUCGACUGCGUGCUGCUGGAGUGUGGGCACAUGGUCACCUGCACCAGGUGUGGGAAGCGGAUGAGCGAGUGUCCCAUCUGCCGGCAGUACGUCAUCCGCGCCGUCCACGUCUUCAGGUCCUAG